ACAUCCGGGUGAGCGAAGCCUUUCCGCGCCUUUUCGCUUUAUGGACUCUUCGAGCUCGCUUAAUCUUUAAUGAUAAAUAAACAAUAAAAUGUGUUUUAGUAUCAACUGUAGUUACAGAACGGUUGUUAAUGGUAUAGUCUUAUUUUCCAGAUAAUUAAUAGCACACGAUAGCUGCGUAAUUAGUAGAUAAACAUGCUGCUACCUUCAGAUGUGGCGAGACUCGUACUCGGAUACCUUCAGCAGGAAGGACUGAGUUCCACAAGUCGAGCAUUUAUACUGGAAAGUCCUAAUUUGAGGGAAUAUGCUGAACACAGCUCUGAUGAUGGAGCUAUCCCUGCCUGCGUGUUUUCUCUUUUUGGAAAAAACCUGACCACGAUUUUAAAUGAAUAUGUUGCUGCUAGAGCGAAAGAAACAUGUCAGGAGAAUCAGAUACCAGCCAUGAUGACAUCUUUAUGGAAAAAGCUGGAUUUUACACUAAACCAGAUAAAAUCGAUGCAAAACUCUCCUGCUGUUCAACAAAUACAGAGACUCCGAACCCAGAACAGCAUUCAGAACAGGCGAUGUCAGAGAAAUCUGUCCACAUCUCAGACUUCUAGCACAGAGGGUCUGUCAGUAUCGACUCCUAGAAACUGUGUUGCCAGUCCAAUCGCAGCUCCUCAGGGCAUGCUUGGACACUCCACCCCAGUUUGCUACACUUCCCAGCAGACCAGACCCUCAACCCUAAGCCUCUCUCAACCAGGAGACUCAACUUUACAAAUAAUACUGCCUGAUCAAAGAUUUACCCCAGGACCUCUCUCUCCAGCACGCAGGAAAUGUGACUCACCUAGGCGAAGGGGUGGAGGCCAGAGUGGAACUAGUAGAAGCUCUGCAGUUCCCAGCACCCUCAGUGUGGAAACACAGAGCCAGGAGGCAGUGACCGAGAACUUAUCUCAAAUGGUGAUUGAAAAUGCACGAGAAAAAAUUCUCAAUGACAGAUCCUUGCAAGAAAAACUAGCUGAGAAUAUCAACAAAAUCUUGGCAAGCAGUGAUAACAGCCCCCAGAUAUCGAAGGCAGCUUGCAGCGCAGUGGAGCAGGAGCAGUCGAUAGAUGAAAUACUGGGUCUGCAGGGAGAAAUCCAUAUGACUGAUGAUGCCAUCCAAGACAUUCUCGAGCACACUGAGUCAGACCCUGCCUUUCAGGCUCUGUUUGAUCUCUUCGAUUAUGGAAAAACUAAAACAGCUGAAGACAGUGAGCCAGCUGGUGAAAGUUUCAGCAACAGUACUCAGGAAAGUGAUGAGACUGGCCAUGCAGACAGUGCUACAGACACAGGCACUGGACACGAAGACUCAACAUCAGGAACUGAGACUACCACAAGAAAACUAAGGAGCAAGAAUGUUCCAGAAUUGAAAAACAAAAAGAAGUCAUCUGUUUCUCCCAACACAGGCAGACUGGCUACAGCUUCUCAGUCACGUUCACUGCGAAAGAGAACAGAAGCUACAAAAGGAAGUACACCAGCAAAAAAAGGAACCAGCAAGAGCAAAGUUUCAGUCUGUGAUAAACAGACAAGACCCUCUUGCUCUAAAUCUAAAAGGCAGUUAAACAACAAAGCUGAUAUACAAUCCACAUCAAGUGCCUCUCUGUCUGAGGAAGGAACAAGCAUGGUAAUAGAUGAACAGUCAGACGAAAUGUCUGAAACACUUAGUCCUCAGAAAGUUUUCCAGCCAGUCCUUCAGGAGAGCUCUAGUAUUAACAGCAAGGCCACCAAUGUGAAGACCAGUAAAGGAACCUCAGCAUCUAGCAUCCAUGCGAAACCCACUCCUGGUGUUGCAGCAGAAGCAGAGAAGCAGGGAACUGCACUAUUAUCUGCAAAACAAAACUGUUCCACACCUGUAGCACCUAAAAUUUCAGGCCAAAGCACAGUUGAAUCUUUACUCCACAAACAAACACACAACACUGAUGUUCUAAACAAAAUAUCAUCUCAGCAGCCUGCAACAAAUAAGGUUUUUCUACCUGCCACUGAAGGGAAUGAUACAGGCCUUAAACAAACCAUGCUCAGCACUUCAAAAGGUAUUAAUCCUCCUUCUGCAGCCACUCCCACUCCAUCUGCAACAGCCUGUGUUCCUCAGUCCCAAACCACAGCAGAGCCCGACCCUAAUAAGAUAGUGGCUCUGAAAAUCAUCAUCAGUGACGAGCAGGAAGAACAGAACAACGAGUCUGCUCUAAACCAGGCUGUUUCCAGCAUCAGCGAAGAACGUAUCCCAACCAUCUUCCUUUCAUCCCCUGCUAAAUCUCCAGCCAAGGUCCUGUCUGCUCCAACCUCCUCCAUAACUCCAGAGGAGACUGCACAGGCAGUCAGCAGUUUACAGGGCGUUGAUGCCACUGGAGCACCAAUAUUAAGCAUCCAGAACGCUCCGCAGCCUUCCCCGGCCCGUCCACUGAGCGUGGCUGGUCAGGAGACAGGCUUCAUCCAGCUGUUAUCUACCAACACAGCAAUUGGAGGACAAAGCAGCUUUUUUGUUGUGACUGAUCCAACUGUUGCACAAGGAUCAGCAUCUUCUGCAUCGCAGCUGGUGGCUACACCACCUCGAUCACGAGCUGUUGUGACCAUGGCUGCAAAUGUAUCUCAGACCUUCUCACCUGCAUCAGCCAUCAUCAUUUCCUCCCCAGUUCAGCCUGUGCUACAGAAUAUGGCAGUUCCAGUGUCUGUAUUUGGGCAGAGCAACACAGGAAAUGUUACAGUGCUACCCAAUCAGAUGUUGGCUUUGCCUGGUCCAACAUUGGUGAACCAACCUGCCAGGGGUGUGGCAAAACCCAAACUGAUGCCUAAGGACAGUGCUGACCUGGGAAAAAAUGGAAAACAUGGAUCCAAUCAGGUUUCCAACUCCUCUCAAAGUUCAGAGCAGGUAAAGACAGCUAGUGGAGCAAGUCCUUCUCAUCGGAGAAUACUUUGCUUUGAUGAAACGACUGGCCAAGCAAAUACAGCAAGCACUUGCGCUUCCUCUGGUGUACAAGACCGAUCAAGGACAGGCCAGAUCCAGCCUUGUAGUUUGGCCAGCAGUGGUGCGCAGAAGAGGGAUAGUUCAGGAACGAGAGACUCUCAGAAAGCUGUUGUUCAUCAGCAGCAAAAAGAGCAUAAAAAAAGCAUGCAGAAUGAAAUUAAUACCAAUCAAGCUGCAGGUGUCAGCAUUUCCCCAAACAAUUCCACACAGCAAGAUCUGCAGUCACAGCUUGUGUCGAAUAGGGAAGCUAACUUAACUGUAUCACAAGACACAAGCCAGAGUUUAAAGUGUACCACUCAACCUACAAGCCACAAACCUACCACAGUCAGGAAAGACACUUCACAAAAAGAAUCUCUUCAAGUAACUCCUCAGAAAUCACCAGAGGAACCUCCCAAGAUCAGCACUUCACAGGACUCUCCCGGCAUCACUGCAAACAAGGAGAACGAGGUAGAUGGAGAUCAACGUCAAUUAGCAGCACCUUCAGCACCUACAGCACGACCCUCUACACCUGUAUCUCAAAGCAUGUCUAAUAAACCUUCUAGCAAGACCAGUCCACUCACCAAGCAGGCCAUAGAGAUGCUGCAGGACAUACAGAGCCAAAGUCCUACUGCCACCACACCCAGGAGGAAAGGAACUGGCUGCUUGGAUCUUCCCCUUCCUAGAACGCCCGGAUCAGGUCGCCUCCAGGAAGACUUCAUGGAAGGUUUGAGGACUCCCUCAAGACAGAGGCUCGGACGAGAUGCGGAAGGCACACCGAGGCAACUGGCCCCUCCUGCCACACCUGACAUUCCCUCCUGCAGCCCAGCCAGUGAGGCAGGAAGUGAGAACAGCAUCAACAUGGCCGCCCAUACCCUCAUGAUACUGUCUCGUGCCGCCAGAACAGGAGGGCCCUUAAAAGACAGUCUGCGUCAGGAGGAAGCUGGUUUAGCUAAAACCAGUGCUUCCAAAGGGAAGAAACGCAAGCAUACAGAACCAAGUCCUUCAGCGAAGAAAGAACUGCAACUUUCUGGUUCAUCAGGCAGUAAAAAGAAAUCAAAGAAGCAGAAGAAACUGCUGGACUCUUUUCCUCAUGACCUAGAUGUCGACAAGUUCCUGUCAUCCCUCCAUUAUGAUGAAUGAAAUGCAAAACCUAAACCUAAACCGGACUUUUUCUUGUUUAUGCUUCAUGUGGUAGUUGUGUAUAGUUGUAUAUGUAAAAGCUGUUCUAUCCCAGGGAAAGUUAUUGUACAGAUCGGUUCUUGUAUAGUCAUUUUGCCAUAAUGCUGCAGUUAAAAAAUACUUCUGAAUUUAUUUAUGUCCAACAUUACACUUCACCGACAGUUCUGCAAUGUUAAAUAUUUGUUUUAAUUAAAUCAAACUAACAAAUCAAUCACUUAAACUGUGAAUAACACCUUUUCAAUUUGAGAUGUUUGGAUGAUUUAUGUGACUUGCCGCUAGAGGGCGUUUUAUGAACGUGCAGCUAGGCCAGGGCUUUUCUAUCCUGCUCCUGGUGCCACGCUGCCCUGCAUAUUUCAGAUUUAGUGGAUUCCCUGCUUCAGCACACCUACUGCAACUCUAAAAGGACUGGUUAAUGAGCUGAUGAGUUGAAUCAGGUGUGUUGGAACCAGGAGAUGCAGUAGCAGUAGAUGUGGAAAGGCAAGGUGCCUCUAGACCUAGGAGUGUAGUUAAAAUAAAUAAUAAAAUAAUUGAGUUAAUUAGA
Molecule: messenger RNA, 4678 nt
Organism: Astyanax mexicanus (Mexican tetra)
Lineage: Eukaryota; Metazoa; Chordata; Actinopteri; Characiformes; Acestrorhamphidae
Gene: npat
Product: nuclear protein, ataxia-telangiectasia locus
Exons: 17
Coding region: 193-4098 (1301 amino acids)
Cellular component (GO): nucleus
Molecular function (GO): protein binding; transcription coregulator activity
Source: RefSeq, a predicted model, not a curated record